This is a messenger RNA of Neocloeon triangulifer, 977 nucleotides long. RefSeq lists its product as uncharacterized. Bases 176 to 874 code for a protein of 232 amino acids. The transcript has 3 exons. Lineage: Eukaryota; Metazoa; Arthropoda; Insecta; Ephemeroptera; Baetidae. The record is from RefSeq and is a predicted model, not a curated record.
GAGUACGCACAACAGUGAGUACCGGCGGCGCGGAAGGAACAAGGAUGUUGUAGGGGAAUUUAAUUUUUUUUGUACUUCCCCUCGACCAGAGCUGCAUAGUAUACUACGCGGUCACUGGAAACGUUAGCCUCUCUUGCUCGCUCGGAGACUCGAAUGCGCGAAAAGGUGUGAAAAUAUGGCCAUCGGAAGUCCUCAGGGGCUGCUGCAGAAGGAGCCUCGGACGCCGCCGCGGCCGUCGUCCAACUCGAUCCGCUUUUCCCGCAUCCACCCUGCACCGCCUCCGCUGCCCCCGAGACCGUUGUACUACACGCCGCGAAAGCUGCAGAUCCCGACGCCGCUGCUGCCGUCGGCGUCCUGCAGCCCGCCGCCCACACCCUCCAAAAGGAGGGCCUCCUGGAUUUUGACUUCGGCAGAGCCCGUGCAGUCGCCCGACUCGGCCCUCAACGCCGCCAGUGUGGUCAUGCUCACCUGUGGCACCAUCCUCAUGUUCCUCUGCUUCUUGGGUAUCGCAGAGAGUGGUCGUCUGUAUUACCUGGACUCGAGUCUGAUUUGCGGCGCAACAUAUUUAAUAAUAGGCCUGUUGGGAAUGCGGACUCGUUACUGGACCACUAUGCCAAACAGAAAUUUUGUCUCAGGUUACAUCGUGCUGGCCAUUCUGAGUUUUUUGAUAACGGCUGACAUUUUGGCCAUGCUGGUAGUGCGGGGCAGCAAGGCAGGUGGCAACUCGGUGACCGACAUGCUUGGCGGCGCCGCCUGCGGAAUCGCCCUUCUCACGGUCGUGGUGGCCUUCAUCGGCCUUUGCACCACGAGGUGCUGCAGGCUUUCCCCGCCGGACAACAGAAUCGGCCACUGUGCCGAGGGACUCACAUUGUGAAUAGCAUCAAAAAGUCAUUUUUAAAGUUAAGAGACGUUUUUAGUGUUAAAGUGCCUUCUUGUAAAUUGCUAGAUCUUAUUCAUAUGAAUCUAUUUUCAAUAAU